AUGACAGCAGAAGGCAGAGAAAUUUCUGAGACUGGAUGUGAGGGUGACGGCUUUCUGGCAGCUCCAGUGUAUCCUAUCAAUCAUCCUGUCCAAGAAGAUCUUGGGGUUUCCAGGGAAGUGCCACAUGUGACCCAAGAUUCCUCCUAUGACUUCCCAGAGGAUGGUGGAACCAAUGUAGAGAGCAGCCCCCAAGAAGAAGCAAAGCCAAUGAAGGCACAGGUCCCCGAGCCUCUACCCUCAAAGCCUGCUCCAGGGAAAGGCCCUGCAGGUGAUGAGCCUGAGCCUUCUUCGGCAGCUCUUCGACAGGUAGUGGCUGAACGCACCGCAGAGAUGGAGCUGGAAAAGGUUCGAAUGGAAUUUGAACUGACCAGACUGAAGUACCUACAUGAAGAGAAUGAGCGUCAGCGACAACAUGAGGAAGUGAUGGAACAACUGCACCGACAGGCACCACCCCAACUGUUCCCAGGAGGAUUCCAAGACCUUCUGCUCCCUCAGAACCAGUUCGCCAUGUUCCUGUACUGCUUCAUCUUUAUUCACAUCAUCUACAUAACCAAGGAGAUGGUUUUCUUCCUCUUCACCAAGCAUUACCUCUUCUGCAUUGCUGCCAUUCUACUCUGUUUGAUUAAAACCUUAUGGUCUUAUGUCCAUGUGCCCCCCUGCUCUACCUACAUGGCGGUCUACCAUGGAAACUUAACUACCACGUAG
Gracilinanus agilis (Agile Gracile Mouse Opossum) is the source of this 705-nucleotide messenger RNA. It is a transcript of the gene TMEM247, whose product is annotated as transmembrane protein 247. The record is from RefSeq and is a predicted model, not a curated record. The transcript has 3 exons. Gene Ontology annotation, cellular component: endoplasmic reticulum. Bases 1 to 705 code for a protein of 234 amino acids. Lineage: Eukaryota; Metazoa; Chordata; Mammalia; Didelphimorphia; Didelphidae.